CAUAAGAAAAAUGUUGGGCUUGAGCUCAACGGCACAAGCAACAAACACACCUAUAAAGCAGCCGAAACUGUUUCAAUUUCUUCAUAGAGCUCAAACGUGAGAGAGAGCAGAGGAGUUUCUUGCGUCCAUGUUUCAAUUUCUUCCUCAGGUUAACCUUAAUUAAUUAUUAAUGGAUGGAAGUGAGAGAAUUAAAUCACUUAAGAAGUUCAGUUGCUCCAAUUCAGACUCUAAGUCGCAUGAUCAUGAUCAUGAUCAUGAUCAUGAUCAUGAUCAUGAUCAUGCGAAGAAGAAUAUGAAUCAAAGCUCAUAUUGUACCGAAAGUUGUAACGUGGUUUCGGAGCCGCUUCUCCCUCAAGACUUGAUUUUUGAUAUCCUUACUUUUGUUUCUGCAAAUUGCUUGAUUAACUCUGCAAGGUAUGUUUGUAAGACUUGGGCUGCUAUUAUUACCAGCUUCGGUUAUUCUAAAGCCCACGAACGACGUGCACGUUCUAAAUACGGUCUUUACAUUGAAAGUUUCAUGUCAGAGUUUGGUUCCUAUUCUUUGGAAUUUAUAGAUGAUUUGGAUGGCGAGUUUGAAAGGACUGAAUUGAGAAUACCUCGAAGAAUGGGAAAGAUAUUAUGUAGUUGUGAUGGCAUUUUACUACUUUCACAUCAUUGUUUUAGACAUGUCUUUGUAGUGAACCCCAUUCUCAAGUGCUGGCUUAGAAUUCCUCCUUUUCCUAUUUCUAGGCAGCUUACGGAUGCUACGUGUCAAUGCGCUAUAGCACAUGUUCCACGCACUUCCAAAUUCAAGCUGUUUCUUGUGGAUCUUCUCAAAAUUUCGGGUGUUGUUCGGUAUGUUUUCUAUGUAUUAAGAAUUGGAAUAGAUAACUCAUGGAAAGAGAUUGCUAGAAGAGAACCUCCCCCUGGUUGGGUUAGUUAUUUAGAACCAAUUUAUAGUGGAGGUAACAAUCUUUAUUGGAGAACAAUUGAUGAGAUAAUUGUGAUGGAUGUUGACAGGGAAAUUAUUGUACGAGAAUAUCCACUUCCCCCUGACUCGUUGCUUGGUGAUUGGCUUCCAAAAUAUUUAUGGACGGGAAAUCGUCUUUCUUGUAUUUCCCCUCAAGGGAAAUGUUUUUCUACAUUAUAUAAAGUUUUUAUUUUGGAUUUUGACUCAGGAGAAUGGUUUCUUUAUCAUGAGAUAGGACCUUUUGAUUAUGUGGCUGCUUAUGGUCAUGAGCUUCAUGUUUUGUUUGAGAUAUUUCGUUUCUGGAUCAAUGAUCAAAUUAUCUUUGAAGCAAACCCAGAAGAAAACAGUCCUGACCGCCAGGAAAACUUUUAUUUUGGUUACAAUGUCAAAACAAGAAAAUUGACAAAGAUUGAGGGCAUUGACGAUGGAAAUUUUAAGGUAUGGCUUCACAGUAGCAGUCUAGUUUCAUUGCCAUACUCCUAGUGAUGUUUGGUGGGGUUGUCUUAAUUUAUUUAUUAAUCAAAGUUAGAUUUUGGAAACUCGCUCGAUUGAUUCGUUUUUGCUUAUGUUUUGUUUUGACAAAGGCGUGUUUGCUUAGUUAGUUAGGCUUUUCUUAAUUCUUAUCUCCGAAUAACAAACAUAUAAUUGAAAAUGUGACA
Molecule: messenger RNA, 1608 nt
Organism: Vicia villosa (hairy vetch)
Lineage: Eukaryota; Viridiplantae; Streptophyta; Magnoliopsida; Fabales; Fabaceae
Exons: 2
Coding region: 170-1432 (420 amino acids)
Molecular function (GO): protein binding
Source: RefSeq, a predicted model, not a curated record